This is a messenger RNA of Plectropomus leopardus (leopard coralgrouper), 2779 nucleotides long. Its product is annotated as protein eva-1 homolog C. Lineage: Eukaryota; Metazoa; Chordata; Actinopteri; Perciformes; Serranidae. Gene Ontology annotation, molecular function: carbohydrate binding. The record is from RefSeq and is a predicted model, not a curated record.
GUCAGAGACACAGAUUUGUUAUACUUUUGUAAUUCUGUGUGGUGUAAUCUCUCUAUACAUAAACUGAAUGGUAAAAUGCAAACACAUUGUAAAUAUGUAUCCUCAAUUAUUGUAUUUAAGCAUAAUUAUGGAACACGUGAGUUUUCCCAAUUUUUGCUACUUUAUACAGUUAUCAGUACAAACAUUUGAACAGCUAUAGUUACCUACAAACCUCUAAUUUACAAUAUGAUAAAUUUAUGGAAUCCAAUCGAUUUCACCAGAUAAAUCGAACCAAACAGAAUACAAUAUCAAAAAUUAUCUCUAAUGCUAAAUGUACAUAGAUAUUAUUAUGAGAAGCAUUGUUUUUGCAUAAUGAGUAUUUUUACUUUUAAUCAGAGGUGGAAUAGGUGUUUGUGAUUUUGUAAAUUACAAGUACAGUACAGUAGUAUUAUCAACAAAAUUAAGUGCUCAUUAUGUAAAAUGGCUUUAGAGUUUUUCGAUUCUAAUAUUUCAUAAUUGAAUUAUUGUUAUUAUAUGGGGUGUGGCAGUGCCGACUUAAAGAAUAGCGACCCUAUGGAUUGUCUUGUUGAGAUGAGGAUGUAUGGACACUUAAAUAAUUACACAACCAGCACCAUAUGGAAACAUGGACAAUUAUAAAGCAGCAGCAACAGAUGUAAGAAAAUGCUAAAGUACUACAUCACAGUGCACAAGUUAGAGGAUCCCAUUUCACUGGAAUAGUACAAUGUUUAUUUUCCACGCGACACAUAAACGAUAAUUGACCUAGUGAACGAGAAUAAACAAACUCGCCCCGCCCUCGAACGCCACGAGCCAAUCACAUUUCGCGCAGCUACGCAACGCACGCGGACAUCCUGCUUCAUAGAAAAGUAUCACAAAUUUUGAUUUUCCCACGAUUUUAUUUGAAUUUAAGCAGCUACAGCGUAAAAAAGGCCAAACAUGCAUGUGGUAAAUGUAGCACUUAUAGGUAUCCCGAGAGGUUAUUGAAUGGAGUGUAUUUUAUAUUGUUCCCUAAACCUCAAAUAAACAGAAAAGCGUCUUCUCUGGAUUAAGUUGUGACAUGUAACGAAGAUAAACGAGGACGUCUACUUUUGUUCUAAGACAAAGCGAUAGGAAGGCCCGAUGUCAUGGAGAGAGAUACACAUAUCUCUGCUGGACACACACAGCAGCUGGAAGUGAGUCCUGGAAACAAGUGCCUUAUCUCCAUAAACAGGACCCUCACUGUUGACAACCCCCUUCAAGAUUUAUCUUCACACCAUCCUGAAGAACCACACGGCUCAUGCUUGUGAAGGAGAAAUGCUCGUCAUCGAGUGUCCCUCCAGGACGUCUGUGGCUGUCCUCUCUGCUUUCUACGGACGUCGUGUUCCUAAUCAGCAUUUAUGUCCCUCUGCAAACCCAAACACGACUGCGGAGGAGGAUUACGAAUGCACUUCUCCAGUUGCAGUCGAGAAAGUCCUAUCAGAGUGUCAGGAUCGGCGGUCCUGUCACAUCCCCGUCUACAGUCCGGUGUUUGGGCAGGACCCCUGUCCUCUCACCAGCAAGUAUCUUCUAGUCUCCUACAAGUGCAGACCAGAGCACCACCGCACGAGGCUGGUGUGUGAAAAUGAGCGUCUGAGGCUGAUUUGUAAAAACGAGACUGUCCUGGCAAUCUACUCGGCCACAUUUGGACACCUGCUGCACGGCAGUCCUUACUGUCCUCAGGAACCUGGAUCACACAGUGACAUGGAGUGUUUGUCACCCUCGGCUCUGAGGAAGGUGUCCCGCAGGUGCCAUGGCAGAGCGAACUGCUCAGUGCUGGCCGAUACUUUAACCUUUGGGGACCCGUGCUUCCCCGGCACCAGGAAACACCUGCGGGUGUCCUUCACUUGUGUGCCUCGGUAUCUUCUGGAAGAUGUGGGUCGAGGGUCGACGGAUCCUUUCAUGAUCUCAGACUACACACACGGUGGAUGGUACACUGGCCCCACCUACAGGCCUCAAAACGUGCUCUUAACCAACUCUCUGGAGAUCAUUGACAAAAUAUUGGAUCUCCCGGAGCGAGUGGCUCUGUAUUUUGUCUCUGGAAUCUGUGCCGGUCUGGUUUUCCUGCUCUGUCUGUUUGGUAUUCGCUCCACAUUGGUGAAGGAUGUUAAAGAGCUCGUUUCAGAACUGAAGGAUGAGCUGAAAGAUUCUCGCAGACGGCGAAAAGAGCUCAUGGAGGACCUCUUUGAUGAUGACAUCUCAGACACGUCAUCUUUCCGUCGCCUCACACAAUCCUACCGUACAACAGAAAUCCUCGGUCCAUCCACUCUGACAGUAGAGAUGGUCGAUCGUGGAGUGGAACAGACGAGGGAUCUGCCCAACGGAGACAUGUGGCCACAUCGGGACUCCAGCCCAUAUGCCAUUCAUAAGAUUAAAACCUACAACAACUGAGAGAAGUUAUUUAAGAAGAAUGAUUGCUAGAGCGUCUUAAGUUGUGGACUGAAAUGACACGCAGACAUUUAUUUUAGUUUUAAAACAUGAUGCUUCUUUAUCUAUAUAUUGUCAUUAAUGAAUAAAUGACUCAAAACAAUAAUGAGUGAAACAUAAAGUUUUUAUGAGCUAAAUCAUUAACAUCAGACAAUUUGCUCUGUAAAUUAAUUUUAAAUGCAAAAGUAUUAUAGAAAAUAAAAUAAAAAUCAGCAUCAACUACUUUUGUGCCCACAAUUGUUCUGGUUUGAGGAUGUCAUGUAAAAAUGUUGAGACCAGUAUAUACUGUACAUUACAAAUCAAGUCAUGUUAAAUAAUAAAGACUGUUUUACUGGGGUGA